AUGGAAACUGACGCUGAAAAGAAUAUUGAAAUCUGGAAAGUUAAGAAAUUGAUCACUUCCCUACAAAAGGCUAGAGGUAAUGGUACAUCCAUGAUCUCAUUGGUUAUUCCACCAAAGGGUCAGAUUGCUAUGACCCAAAAGAUGUUGACUGAUGAAUAUGGUACUGCUUCUAAUAUUAAAUCAAGAGUCAAUCGUUUAUCUGUCUUAUCUGCCAUUACUUCCACACAACAAAAAUUGAAACUGUACAACAAAUUACCUCCAAAUGGGUUAGUUUUAUACUGUGGUGAUAUUAUUACUGAAGAUGGUAAGGAAAAGAAGGUGACUUUUGAUAUUGAGCCUUAUAAGCCAAUUAACACAUCUUUAUACUUAUGUGAUAAUAAGUUUCAUACCGAAGUACUUUCUGAGUUAUUAGAAGCUGAUGAUAAAUUCGGGUUUAUAGUCAUGGAUGGUCAAGGUUGUCUGUUUGGUUUACUUGCAGGUAACUCCAGAACAGUCUUACACAAAUUUACAGUCGAUCUACCAAAGAAGCACGGGAGAGGUGGUCAAUCUGCCCUUCGUUUUGCUCGUUUGAGAGAGGAAAAAAGACAUAAUUAUGUGAGAAAGGUAGCUGAAGUUGCUGUUCAAAAUUUUAUUACAAAUGAUAAGGUAAAUGUUAAGGGGUUGGUGUUGGCAGGUUCUGCUGAUUUCAAGACAGAUUUAGCUAAAUCCGAAUUAUUUGAUCCAAGAUUAGCAGCUAAAGUUGUUCAAAUUGUUGAUAUUUCUUAUGGUGGUGAAAAUGGUUUCAACCAAGCCAUUGAACUUUCUGCCGAAGCCUUAUCUAACGUUAAGUUUGUUCAAGAAAAGAAAUUGCUAGAUAAAUAUUUCGAUGAAAUUUCUCAAGAUACCGGUAAAUUUUGUUAUGGUAUUGAUGAUACUUUGAAGGCUUUAGAUCUUGGUGCUGCUGAAAUCUUAAUUGUCUACGAAAAUUUGGAUAUUGUAAGAUUCAUUUAUAAGAACUCAGAAGAUGAAGAAGUUGUAAAAUACGCCAGUCGUACUCAAAAGGAUAAAUCAUACUGUCUGGAUAAAGCAACUGGUAAGGAAAUGGAAGUUGUUUCUGAUCAACUACUUGUGGAAUGGUUAGCUGAAAAUUAUAAAUCAUAUGGUGCCACUUUGGAGUUCAUUACAAACAAGUCAUCUGAAGGUGCCCAAUUCGUUACAGGGUUUGGUGGUAUCGGUGCGUUAUUGCGUUAUAAGGUUAAUUUCGAACAAUUGGCUGAAGACUCCGAUGACGAAUACUAUGAUGAUGAUGAAGGCUCUGAUUAUGAUUUCAUUUAA
Messenger RNA from Naumovozyma castellii, 1314 nucleotides. It is a transcript of the gene SUP45, whose product is annotated as translation termination factor eRF1. NCBI's taxonomy places the organism in Eukaryota, Fungi, Ascomycota, Saccharomycetes, Saccharomycetales, Saccharomycetaceae. The transcript has a single exon. The record is from RefSeq and is a predicted model, not a curated record. The coding region runs from base 1 to 1314 and encodes 437 amino acids.